UUGCCCCCCCCCCUGCAGUGGAGUGUUGUGCGGCCAGUCACGUGAUCCUGUUAUGGCUCGGGCUUGUUUACUGGAAGUCAGGCUGUACCGGAAGUACUCUAAUUAAUUCUUUGUCCUCUCACAGGGGAGUCUUGCAACAAUGUGGCAUCUUGUAGUUGCACUCUGCUUCCUGGCCUCCAUCGCCAAUUCCCGCCAUCUCCCCUACUUUGCCCCCUUGUCGCACGAUAUGGUGAAUUAUAUCAACAAGGUCAACACUACAUGGAAGGCUGGGCACAACUUUGCUAAUGCUGAUGUACACUAUGUGAAACGGCUCUGUGGAACACACCUUAAUGGCCCCCAGCUUCAAAAGAGGUUUGGGUUUGCUGAUGACCUAGACCUUCCAGACAGCUUUGAUUCCCGGGCAGCUUGGCCCAACUGUCCCACCAUCCGGGAGAUCCGAGAUCAGGGAUCAUGCGGCUCUUGCUGGGCGUUUGGUGCGGUUGAAGCCAUCUCUGAUCGUGUUUGUGUUCACACCAAUGGGAAGGUGAACGUGGAGGUGUCUGCUGAAGAUCUCCUGUCCUGCUGUGGCUUUAAAUGUGGCAUGGGCUGUAAUGGAGGGUAUCCAUCUGGAGCCUGGCGAUUCUGGACUGAGACCGGUUUGGUUUCCGGGGGCUUGUAUGACUCCCAUGUUGGCUGCAGGCCGUACUCUAUCCCUCCCUGCGAGCACCAUGUGAAUGGCUCCAGGCCGUCCUGCAAGGGGGAAGAGGGCGAUACCCCAAAGUGCAUGAAGACGUGCGAGGAAGGCUACACCCCAGCCUAUGGCAGUGACAAACAUUUCGGAGCCACCUCCUACGGUGUUCCAAGCAGUGAGAAGGAAAUCAUGGCUGAUAUCUACAAGAACGGCCCAGUUGAGGGAGCUUUUGUGGUCUAUGCAGACUUUCCACUGUACAAAUCGGGUGUGUACCAACAUGAAACCGGAGAAGAACUUGGAGGUCAUGCUAUUAAGAUCCUGGGUUGGGGUGUGGAAAAUGGAACCCCCUAUUGGUUGUGUGCAAACUCCUGGAACACAGACUGGGGUGAUAAUGGCUUCUUCAAGAUUCUGCGUGGCAAGGAUCACUGCGGGAUUGAGUCCGAGGUUGUUGCUGGAAUUCCCAAAAACUAGAGCUUUUAUCAAAUUCUUUUAACCCGAAGCCUGCUGCCAUAUGACUUUAUUUAGAUAGAAGUAAAACCGAACAAAAAUAGUUUUUAUUAAAGUAAAAUAUCACUAGGGUAUCGAGUAUACGGGUAAGUGGCCAGUCUAGAGCUACUACUCCAUGGUAACGGGACUUUUACAGCAGAGCAGGCUGGGAAACCAAUUGGGAUGUCCUCGCUGCCCUAAAACUGGCCGAGAUUGUCGUGCAAUUCUGCUGGUGUUGAACUGCAACUCUCAGGAACCCACUGACACAAACACAUUCCACCGGGAGUUGUUGAACAACAUGUAACUAGUUGCAAGCAGCCAAUCCCUCUAUUAGAAGGAAUGUAGUGUUUAUGGAUUUCUGUCUUUUGUUCUGGGGGGAAAUCACUAAAGACCCACGAGCCUCGUUUUAAUUAAUCAUUUUAAUGACCUUUCGAUUGUUGUGAUUGGAAGGCUCCAUCAUGCUUCAGUUUUAAUUGGGAUUCUUCUUAGAUAUUUCUGUUUUUUUAUUUUAUUCAUGUGGAUUUUACCCAUAACCACUAUGUGACUCGCGAUACACUUGUGCCAUUUAAACCUAUGGGCAUCUGUGUGGGCGGAGCCAACCGGCCUUUAAUCCUUAUACGAAGCAUUAAGGGGGUAAAUUGUUGGAAUGUGGAACUCCUUGGACGUUGCCGCUUGUAUACACAACUCUCUGCCUUUUAAUUGUGGGUUUUUUUUUGUUUUUGUUUUUUUUUUUUUAGUUCGUCUUUUAAAAAGAUGAUAGUGUCAAUUUUUUUUUAAAUUUGCCAAUAAAAUUCCUCGUCUUCCUUUUAA
This is a messenger RNA of Xenopus laevis (African clawed frog), 1966 nucleotides long. It is a transcript of the gene ctsb.L, whose product is annotated as cathepsin B L homeolog. The record is from RefSeq and is a predicted model, not a curated record. The transcript has 10 exons. Gene Ontology annotation, molecular function: cysteine-type endopeptidase activity; cysteine-type peptidase activity. Gene Ontology annotation, biological process: proteolysis. Lineage: Eukaryota; Metazoa; Chordata; Amphibia; Anura; Pipidae. The coding region runs from base 140 to 1141 and encodes 333 amino acids.